This is a messenger RNA of Glarea lozoyensis ATCC 20868, 3912 nucleotides long. Its product is annotated as BRCT. The record is from RefSeq and is a predicted model, not a curated record. The coding region runs from base 1 to 3912 and encodes 1303 amino acids. Gene Ontology annotation, molecular function: DNA binding; zinc ion binding. NCBI's taxonomy places the organism in Eukaryota, Fungi, Ascomycota, Leotiomycetes, Helotiales, Helotiaceae. Gene Ontology annotation, biological process: DNA-templated transcription; DNA replication initiation; mitotic DNA replication checkpoint signaling. The transcript is spliced from 8 exons.
AUGGAAACCAAUUCAGAUUCCAGCCGAGUUCUUGUCAAUGGCGUCUCUGACAAUACUCGUCCCUUAGCAGGUGCAGUCGUCUGCUGCACCUCGGUGCCGGAAGAGAAACGCACAGCCCUCGCCGAGUAUUGUCAACAAAUGGGCGCGACCCACCGGCUGGACCUGACUGUGGACGUAACUCACCUUAUUGUUGGUGAUUACAAAACUACCAAAUACCGCUAUGUUGCUAAGGGACGGCCUGACGUCAAACCUAUGACAAUUGGGUGGCUUGAAGCUGUGCGAGAUCUAUGGAUGAACGAUGAAGAGAUGGAUGUAGAAGCGUUGGAGAAGGAGCACGCAUUGCCAACCUUCAAUGGUUUGAAGUUUAGCAUGACGGGAUGUGAUGAUCCGGACGAAAGGUCGGAUUUUGCGAAUCAGGUCAGAUCGAAUGGUGCUACGUACGAGGGUGAUUUGACCAAGCAAAUAACUCACUUGAUAUCCUUUCGCACCGAUGGCGCGAAGUACAAUGCUGCAAGAAAUUGGAAGCUUCAAGUGGUAAGCCCGGAAUGGGUGCGGGAUAGUUUGGAGCGCGGGAUGAUCCUGGACGAGAAACUAUACGACCCUAUAAUGCCAGUUGAAGAACGAGGAAAGGGAGCGUGGGACAAAACCAAACCAAAAAGGGUAUCGUUAGGAAAACGAUCGAGGGAUGCUAGUGUUUCUGGAAUGGAAGGGGUAAAGAGGAAAUUGAGGAGGACUGCAAGUACAAAACUUAACAGUCAAAGCGGACGGAUGUGGGAAGACAUUGUUGGAGGUGGAAACAUUACGGAAGUCGCCCGAAGUGGUGUAUGGGAUGCCCAGGAGGUCACCACCCAGCUAUCCUUUGCCAAACCCCGACCGAGAGCAGAAAAUACAGUCACCGUAGGGCCGGCACAGCCUCUUUUGGAAAAUAGAACCUCAACUAGUGGGUUUUUCAAUGGAUGCAGGUUCUACUCCUAUGGGUUUUCUCGGGACAAAGAAGAAGUGCUUUGCGGCCACCUACUACCUCAAGGCGCUGAGGUUGUAGGCUCUCUAGAUGAGCUACGAUCUGUCUCGAAUCUCGAUCCUCCUGCGCAUCUUUUCAUGGUAGUACCUCAUGACUUACCCAUAUCAAAACAUCCUGAUUUGCCAUUGUCACAAUUACUAAUACGAAAAAUAACGGUUUGGUGGGUAGAGAAGUGCAUCCAGGAGAAGAAGUUUAUCGAUCCAGACCAGUAUAUCAUUGGCCGGCCACUCCCUGUCUUUCCAAUCGUAGGGUUUCAGGGCAUGACGGUAUGCUCUUCAGGAUUCUCGGGCAUCGACCUGCUACAUUUGAAAAAAGCUAUAAACUUAAUUGGCGCAAAAUACAGCGAACAUAUGACCAAGGACUGCUCGGUACUUAUUUCCAAGUCUCAGACAGGCUUACGGAAAGACAAAUACGAGUACGCCAAGGAUUGGAAAAUACCUAUCCUUGCGGCAGAUUGGUUGUGGGAAUGUAUCUCACAGGGUGUUAGAGUAGAACCAAAGGCACAUACCUUCAGGUCACAGAAGCGUUUGGACGCUUUACCGACCAUUACAGCUCCUCCGAAGACUAAGCCCGAAGAAGAAAAAGAGAGAAGUCCGCCUACGCAGAACCAUUUAGCAUUGAAGAUCGAGGUGGAACGACAGCCAAGUCCGGUUGCUGACACUUCUGUGGUUACUGCUCCGAAUCAAGCUGCCAAGAUCAAGCAAGAGCAAGAAACACACUCUGCUCCUAAGGAGAUACAGGCUUCAGACGCUACAUCAGAAGACGCCUCGUUUAAAUUAGACCCUCUGUCAGAAAGGGACCCCAUUUCCCCGUCUAGAACGGUAUCGACAGCACCAGCACCAUCAGGGCACCCUCAUUCAAAAUCAAUUCAUGAAGAUUAUAGCAGCGGUAUUUCGGACCUGUUGGCCAAAACGAGGCGGUCAGUACAGCCAGCGAGUAAUGAAGGUCCUGAAGGCGUACGAAAACGUGGGCCCAGUCGCAUUUUCGGACGGGUUGCCAGUAAUAUGUCAGCAACAUCAAACACUCAUUCACGCUCGGCAUCAGUCGAUUCGACGGCUACACAUAGCAAUGCAGUCGAACCUGUGGCCACGAAGGACGACCAACUAGCUAUGUUUUUAAAUGGUGAUAGAAAUAUGGAGAAAGACAACGAGAGUCAGCCUCCGUCUACUCAGUUGCAGUACGCGGAUGAAGAGAGUGCUGCGGUCACGGAAAGAGUCAUGGCAAGAAUGUUGGGCGAGAAGCUUCCACCCAGACGUUCGGGUUUGAAGCAGAAAGCGAUAACUAUUACCAGUGUGUCAGAUUUAGAAACUAGAGCGAGGUCCACCAGGCAAAGGGCUCGGCAAAACCCCAAUGGCACCUACUUAGAGAUGAGCUCUCGAAACUUUACCAGCUCAAGUACAAACGACAAAGCUCACCAGCUUAUUAGAAGAGGCACAGCUACGGCACGUGACCUCGUUAAUAAUAACGUUGCGUUUAGAUUCAAAGUCAAGUGCUAUUAUGUUAACACCAAGACCGAGACAGCAACACCUGUAGUUGCACCAACUGAUGUUCCAUUACUACCAGGUCGAACCCCUCAAUCUCAAGGUGUAGAAUAUCAGGUUCUGAUAGAAGCGAGAAAACUCCUGAAUGAUAUACUCGAAAGACAUGGACACCUCACUGAAGUAUGGGAUGCGUACUUCCGGAAUCUACACAGGUCACUUCCCAUCAUUAACCAAGAACAACUUCAACGGCAAUUUACAAAUAACGAUGAGACUUCACAGGCUCACUUCCCAUUAGUUUUGCUCUCGAUAUAUUUAUUAAUAACGCGAUUGCUACCUCAUAAUCCAGAAAAGGGAGACGAUCAACUAUAUGUUCAGCUGAAGAGUAUACAUUCUCUUCUACAGUCUACCGGGAAUGUGUCAACGGACCUCAUCCAGGCGGGUCUUAUGAUUGCGGUCUACGAGCACUCUCAAGCUAUGCAUAGGGAUGCUUGGUUAACUGUGGGAACUUGUGCCAGGAUGGGUCAUCUUCUGGGUCUACAUACUUUGAUAAAACAAGUAUCGCCUCCUGAAGGCUCGCAGCGUGCAGGAUUUGAAGAAAAGAGACGUUUAUGGUGGAUCAUUGUGGUGCUUGAAAGAAUCGUAAGCCACGACAGCAAAGACACUCGUCUACCUUUUGCCUCAGAACCACCACAUGCUCAUGAUAUCCUUCCCCCAAGAUCUCUGGAAGUAGAAACUCCACCCAUUGUCAUCAGCGACAUGCUGUUGCCCGAGCACAUCAACCUGGAAGACCGAGGAGCAAUACCCAGUCGCCAAUUCACAGGCCUCGGACCCUUUCCAACCACAAUCCAAGCCGUAUAUCUCUCAACACUCAUUGACGAACAUAUCAAAACCACAUUCUCAAACCCGGAGCUACGCAAACUCAACGCUAGAAAACUACAUGCGUGCCUUGAAUCCUUCUCGGGAGCUUGUAUCCCCGGACCCGGGAAAUCAGAAGGAACUUACUGUGGUUCCUACAGCAUUCGAACAUUCGCCGUCUUCGCACUCUACGAACACGAACUCGCUCUGGCUGUCCAAGAAGGCGAUCUAGACAGUAUCUCACAAAUCACCACCUCCUCACUCGCCCUCGCGAACCUUGUUAUUUACCUCACUGGAAGUACCGAAGACAAACCUAUCGACAUGCCUACACUGAGUUAUUGGAGUCAUAGAAUUACUUAUCUCGCUUGUAUGACUUUCAUCAAGUACGCCCCGCGAGAUGGGGAUUGGGAAGGGAAGAUUGAGGUUUGUCGGAGAUAUCUAGGACAAUUGACGCCGAGGUUUCGGAUCUAUAGUGAUGCGCUAUUGGAUAUUGAUGAAGCUAGGAAGAAUGCUCUACGCAGUUCGGAAAGUACAAGCAUGAUGAUAGAUACGUGA